AUGGACGACAACACUCAACGAUACUAUGCUGGGAUGGCAACCCCUGACCACAACUUCACCCCUCCAAUGUCUUCACCCAGGAAUACGAGCACGAGCAUGAGAAACAGGGAGCUCCCAGCUGGAAACAUCAACCAGGUCACCCAUGGCCGGCCCGUCAAUGGCUAUGUCAACGUCAACAGUACAGGUAGCCAGAGAAACCCCAACAACAACUGUUACACCUCCUUCGACAAUAACCUAAACGCCAGUGGUAUGAUGCCUUUUGCCCGCCAAGGAAGUCAGCCUACUCCCGCUGGUAGCAGCAGGCCAAACAAGGCUCAUCAUAUACCAAUGCAUCCGCAAAUGCACCCGCCAUGGUCUAUGGCAAGCAACUCUCCGUAUCAAAGUCCACACGCCCCCGGCAGGGUUGGAGCAAACACCCCGAUGAUAGCUCGUGGACAGGCACCGUUCAAUUCUCCCUACCCCCAGCGGCAUCAGGGCGUCCCACAACGAAUGAUGCCGCCUGGACCCCACGAGAAUCAACUCCCAAACCGAAGAAUGCCUCAAUAUUGUCAACAACCGCUUGCUCAGCCCUCCCCAGAUAUCUCGUGGGACGUGAUUCGGCAGGGGCAAUACGGACAAGCUGUUCAAACCGGCAAUCAAGGCACCAGAGAGCCUCGUUUAAAUAUAACUAGCACGCGUCCGCAACCCAACACGACUCCAGCGGGCACAUCUCGUCAGAUGCCCAAUGUUACCUUCCCCGGCCGUCCAAACACCUACAAGCAGCAAGAUGACUCUGUUAACGAAGGGGCCAAAGGGCCAGUUCUCACGGUGGAACCGGAGAGCGUGGUGACGCCGCAGUCUAUUGACACUGGAGAUGAGAAUGAUUUUCUUUCAGGUGCACGGGCGCCACGUCUUUCGGCUGCUGUUAAAGAGGGAGUGGAGAAAGCAUUUGAAACUGGGCUGCUUCAGGGUCAGAGCGUAGUCUUCUCAAGCUUUGAAAAGGAGUUUCGCGAGAGCCGCACUAUUUUCGGGGUGACGACGACUAUGUCUAGAAACAAAGCAGCGGAUCAAGUCAUCAAAAAUGUUCAAGACCAACUUAAAGCAUUGUUCGAUCCCUGUAAGGCAGGGGUUCCGACGCACCCGGGCGUGAUACAGACUCGACAAUCGCUAGAGAAGAGCAUCAGUAACGGUAACCAAGAAGCUCCAGCACAUCGCGCAGAGGAGACAUCACGAACAAAGGACGCUGCAGCUGGGGCCCAGGAAAGUAAUGAAAAAAAUCCAUCACGGGCUAAUCAGACUAUUCAUAGCAACAAGACCCCCAAGAGUGCGAGAAGGGAGGCCAGAUCCCAAACACCGCAAAGUUCGCAAAUAGUCCCAGGCCGCAGGCGCAGCAAAAGCAAACCUGUGGGCUACACCAUUCUUCGCGUUCAUGAUGAGUAUAGUUAUGAAGGGAACAAAUUCCCUUCGUACCAAUGUUCCGACGGGCAUAGGCGUAUCAGCAGUCCAACCAUGGUCGAGGAGCGCACACAACAACAAACCAGAGCUCCUGCGAAUCCUGCGAAUCCUACUCCGGCUCCGGCGAUGGGCACGCCAUCCCACACGGCAAAGACAUUCUCCAAGCGAGAACUCGAGCCAGAAAGCGACCGUUCCCGUGUGUCGAAGAAGACCAAGGUCGCUCACCCAUCGGACCCGGCGACUAUGAGCCUUCCAUCUGGCGCAUCAUUUGAGCCUGUGUUGUCUGGUUUCGCCAACCAAAAUGCUACAGAGAUUAUGGCCAGCGACUUUAAUCAGCUUCAGAACCUUGCGUGUCAUAUGCAACAACAAACGGAUCCAUACGCUGCAGCUGGCACUACUCCAGCCGUUUUCCCGGGCAAUGCGGAAAACAACUUGUUGCAACCAGUUCAGCAUACCCAAGCGCCCGCGAUAGUACCUGAUGGUUAG
Metarhizium robertsii ARSEF 23 is the source of this 1920-nucleotide messenger RNA. RefSeq names its product Ribonuclease/ribotoxin. The transcript is spliced from 3 exons. The record is from RefSeq and is a predicted model, not a curated record. Lineage: Eukaryota; Fungi; Ascomycota; Sordariomycetes; Hypocreales; Clavicipitaceae. Bases 1 to 1920 code for a protein of 639 amino acids.